Molecule: messenger RNA, 1712 nt
Organism: Juglans microcarpa x Juglans regia
Lineage: Eukaryota; Viridiplantae; Streptophyta; Magnoliopsida; Fagales; Juglandaceae
Exons: 4
Coding region: 833-1273 (146 amino acids)
Source: RefSeq, a predicted model, not a curated record
UUCUGAAAAGACAAUGCAAGUCUAGCACUUUCCUUCGCGGCUCUCCCUAAGCCCCUCCUGUCGUCUCUUCUCUCUCUCUCUCUCUCUCUCUCUCUCUCCCCGCAGGCCGAGGUUUCCGUUUUCUUUGGUGGCAUUUUAUUAGGCAUCGGAUCUGGAGUUCCUUAGCUCUCUGUUAAAGGGUUCUGUAUAGGCAUCCACUGGGAAAAGACAAGGGGGAUUGUUAGUUUUCCAGAUAUUUAUGGAAAGGUAGUCAGGUCAUGUGAAACAGGGUAAACUGCAAUUAUUUAAGAUUUCUUGGUCUUAUUCGUGUCUUCAACUGGAAAACUGUUGUUUACUUAAUGAAGGUAGAUAGGUUUGUGGUCAAGUUGGGGCCUGGCCAUUAAAAGUUAAUAUAUACUUUGAAGAGGCAAUCUGUGUCAUGGGUUGACUUCAAAGACUCAGGUUUUUGGGGUUCUUCUUGACAUAUUGUGGAUUCUAUCAUUUGAAGAGUGUGGGGAAGGCAAAAAUUUGGGCUUUAAAUGGAUCAUUUGACUCCAAUAAAGAGAGAUUUUGAAGGUGAUAUCGAAAGUGGGGCAACAGUUAGCAACGAAGAUUCGAGCAAAGUCCUUGUUUCGGGUUCUAAAAAGCAGGCAAGUACAUUGCUCGACAAGAUUUGUGGUGGGUUUGUUGAUGGGCCAAUCAAGAGUGAAGAUAGAGCAGGUUUAUGUGGCAAUGUGUCAAACUGUGAUGGGUUUUAUCCUGAGAAUGUUAAGACAGUCAGCAACAAGAUUUUGGAGGGGGAGAGACUGUAGAUUAUGCAGAGAAAACACCUGUGAAAGAGAAACGUAAAAAGAUGAGCAAUAAAAAGCCGCCAAAACCUCCUAGACCUCCUAGAGGUCCAUCAUUGGAUGCGGCUGACCAGAAGCUAAUUAAGGAGAUCUCUGAACUUGCCAUGUUGAAGCGGGCAAGGAUUGAGCGAAUGAAAACCUUGAAGAAGAUGAAAGCUGCUAAGUCUUCAUCUUCUAACAGCAGCAGCAUAUUUGCCAUGGUGUUGACCAUUCUCUUCUGUCUUGUGAUAAUCUUUCAAGGAAUGUCAUCUGGGAAAAAUUCGGCUGUAAACUUCCAAGGGUCUCCCGAGUCAGCAGGACCAACAGAGGGGGAUUUGAUUUCCGUUCAGUACUACGCACUUCCAUCUGCUAGUGAGCCAAACGAACCUGAUUCUGAGUCUCCAAAUUUGGUAGAGCAGAUUGCUGGUUCAGAUCCUUCGGAGAAGCUGACAAGAGUUGCAGGAUGAAAUGGAGCAUAAAUGAAGGAGUGAAUGAUAUUGCCCUAGUUUACAUUGAAGAACGAACUUUGUAGUUGGCCUUGUGGUUCUCCCACAAACAAAUUUUCCUUUCACAUUUCUUACAAACAACCUUCCGAGUCUGAAUCGUUCGGGUAAGUUCUCCCCUGUUGUGUAUAUAAUUAAAAAUGGGCCAAGUCAGAUUAGUCUGCAAAUUGUAGUUUUAUAGGUGAUGCCAAAUAUGUUUUUUAAGUUGCUCCUUAGCAAUGAACCUGGCCAAGUUAUGUUCGAUUUGGGUGGUCAUUUUAUGAGCAGUUUAUGGAACUCAGAGUUGGAGGAAAUUUUCUUACAGCUUUGCCAAAUUCAAGUUUUCUCGUUUGUGUAUCUUAUUGUCAUGUAUUGAAUAAAUUUUAUGUAAUUGCAACAGCUCUACAAAACCUUUUGUUUAUCA